CAGCGGCGAAGCUGCACAGUCGACAUGGCGACCGAGAAAAUAUCGCAUCAUUUCCCGAAAGAAAGAUGAAGGUCUUCCAAGUGUUUUGGAUGAGUGAGUAACGCUAAUAACGUUUUCGUCACGUGAUGUGAUCCCAAAUCCACAAUGUGUGAGGACAUUUGAGAACGAUUGAGUUCGGAAGAAAAUUUUCUUGAUUCCAGUGGAAUCUUUCAUAUGUAUAUUUUUUCCUCUGUGUGAAAGCAUAUAUAUAUUUACACACAGUCCCCAUACCCUUGACACAUACGUCCCAUCACCAUUUAACCAUGCCAGUUCAAGCCCCGCAGUGGACAGAGUUCCUGCUGUGCCCGAUCUGCACACAGACUUUUGAAGAGACCGUUCGUCGGCCCAUUAGUUUGGGCUGUGGGCAUACUGUCUGCAAGAUGUGCCUGAACAAGUUGCACCGCAAGGCCUGCCCCUUUGACCAGACAGCCAUCAGCACAGACAUUGAGCAGCUACCUGUCAACACAGCCCUGCUGCAGUUGGUGGGAGGACAGGUUCCUAAGGCCCAGCCGGUUGCCUUGAUUACGAGUCCAGAGGACUCGCAGCAUUAUGAGGAGGCCAGGCAGUGUGUGGAGGAGCUGGCCCUGUACCUCAAACCUCUUAGCAACACCAGAGGUGUCGGUCUAAGCAGCACAGCACAGAGCGUCCUGAGUAGACCCAUGCAGAGGAAGCUGGUGACCUUGGUCCACUGCCAACUGGUUGAGGAGGAGGGCCGUGUUAGAGCCAUGAGAGCGGCCCGUUCUUUGGGGGAACGCACUGUCACUGAGCUCAUCCUACAGCACCAGAACCCACAGCAACUUUCCUCUAAUCUGUGGGCUGCUGUCCGUGCACGAGGCUGCCAGUUUCUUGGUCCAGCCAUGCAGGAAGAGGCCUUGAAAUUGGUUCUUCUUGCUCUGGAGGAUGGCUCAGCCCUGUCCAGGAAGGUUUUGGUUCUCUUUGUGGUCCAAAGGCUGGAGCCACGCUUUCCACAAGCCUCAAAGACUAGCAUUGGCCAUGUGGUGCAGCUCCUAUACAGGGCCUCUUGCUUCAAGGUGACCAAACGUGACGAAGAUUCAUCCCUAAUGCAGUUGAAAGAGGAAUUCCGUACCUACGAGGCCCUGCGACGCGAGCAUGACUCUCAGAUAGUUCAGAUUGCCAUGGAGGGAGGACUGCGUAUUGCUCCAGACCAGUGGUCUUCUCUGCUCUAUGGAGAUCAGUCUCACAAGUCACACAUGCAGUCUAUCAUAGAUAAGCUCCAGACCCCGGCCUCUUUUGCUCAGAGCGUCCAGGAACUCACCAUCGCACUCCAGAGGACAGGAGACCCAGCCAACCUUAAUAGACUGCGACCCCAUCUGGAGCUACUGGCUAACAUUGACCCCAGCCCUGAUGCUCCCCCUCCUACAUGGGAGCAGCUAGAGAAGGGAUUGGUUGCUGUGAAGACAGUGGUACACGGUCUGGUGGAUUUCAUCCAAAACCACAGCAAGAAAGGAGCUGACCCACAGCAGCCUCCUCAGCACAGUAAAUACAAGACGUACAUGUGUCGUGACAUGAAGCAGAAGGGAGGCUGUCCUCGCGGAGCCAGCUGUACCUUUGCUCACUCUCAGGAAGAACUGGAGAAGUAUCGUAAAAUGAAUAAGCGUCUGGCUGCUCGCCUUCCUGGUUCAGGAGGCCUCAUGCCUGAUGAGGGCCUUCCCAUGGAUACAGGGGUGACCCGUAAGCCCUCACCUCUCACAAACGGCAGUGGUGCGCCGUCUCUUCCCCAGCUCAUUGCCCGUGGAACAGAUACAGGAGCAUAUGAUCUGCUACGUAAGCCUAUCAAGUUGGAUGGAGGGAGUUCCAGCACCUCAGGAUCACCCCCUGACUCUCUGGAUUCAGUGCCCAAACCUGGCAUGCCCAUGCCAACCCACGCCAUGGGCCACUCCAGGUUGCCAACAGACCACCUUUCUGGUAUGAAGCAGAUGCCCAUGGUACCCAGAGGUUCACCAAUGUACCCUCAGCAGCAGCAGCAGCUACCUGAGAUGUACUACUCUGACACCCGCCCGCCACCCUCAGCUUCACAAUAUGAGCACUCACAGUACCCCACAGGUUACCCUUACCAACAACCACCGCAGUAUUCUCGGGGCUACAUCCGUAACCCUCCACCCCCAAGUGAGCCAGCAGGACCCCCUUACCAAGACCCCUACCCUGGCUAUGGUCCUCCAGAUCGCUCCUACCAAGCCCCACACUCUGGCCCUCCCUUUUCAUAUCCUCCUCCUCAACAUUAUGACACCCGAGGCCGCCAUGGCCCCUACCAUGGCCCACCUCCUCCCCCCCAGCCAUACCCCUCACAGAGGGAUGACCUAGUCAGGAUGAGCCCAGCGCCCUUGGAUGGGCCUCCUCCAUCAGCAGGGCAGGGUGGCUCACUCUACCACCCUGAGCCUACUGCGCGGGACAGGUACCCUCCAGAGGGCUACUACCCAGCUGGUGCCCAACCUCCACCUAUGAGGGCUUAUGCCAGAGAGCCACCGUAUGGUCGUUCUCAGCCCAGCCUGGACUACUUGCACCGUCGCCGGCAGGAGCUGAUCUCCCAGCUAGAGGAGAGGAAAGUCAUAUCACCACCACCCUUCGCCGCCUCCCCCACCCUCUCUCACCCCUUCCCCAGCGACUACCCUCCAGAGUAUGGUGAAGAGAGCUCCAAAGCCUUUGGGAAGUGCAGGGAGCCUGACUAUGCAGGGCAGUACUCCCCUUGGUCUUGCGACACCAUUGGCUCCUACAUUGGCACCAAGGAUGCCAAACCCAAAGACGUCAUGGCUCCUGGUACCAUGGAGAUGAUGAAUGUGGAGGCUAAGGGUCUGAGGGAGCCUUCUCUGGAAGCCCCUCGGAGGGGUGCAGAAGUAAAGGAUGACGACCCCAUUAUCCCAUUUGGCCCCCAGCCCACUGUUUCACGCUUUGGUGCAAUCUCCCGCACCUCUAAAACAGGCUACCAGACCACUGGCCCUGUCCAGGCCAUGGCCUCCACGCCACAGAACCCAACUUCUAAACACUUGGCCAUGGCUGCGGAAUACUCGUAUGGAAACCACGGGGGGUGGGGUGGGGGCUCUUACCCCUCCCACCAGGCUUGCUCCUCCUCUCAGGGACAUUUCAGUGAGCGCCUGCCCAUGGCAGCCCCAGACAGAGAGCAGUUGAAGAUCGAGCUGCAACAGGUCAACCAACAGAUAAACCAACAAACCCAGAUGCACAACAUGGAGGCUGCCAGUAACUCUCUGCUGCUCCAAAGGGAGGCCAGUGCAUUAGCUGGCCAACCUGUCCAGUCUAGCCAGACGGCAGCGCAGCAGCAGCAGCCUAAGUGGCCAGCAGGGGGCGCAAGCACGACGGCGAUCUCUAGCGAACAGCUCAGCCUUGAGCUCCACCACGUGGAGAGAGAGAUUGGCCUGAGGACCCGUGAGAUGGCCAUGGAGAGCCAGGCAGCCCAUGAAGUUCAGCAGUACAAGAUGAAGGCUGCAGAGAAUGGACAACCGGAGCACAAGACCCAGCUGGAGGAGAUCUCGCUGGCUCUUGGCGAGGUUUCCAAUGGCUCCAGUGGUCUGCAGGAAAGCGGGGUGGGCGGAUCCAUGCUGUCACUUACCAAUAAGACAUCUUCCCUGAGCCUCUGUUCUGAUCCAGGAACCGGGAGUUCAGAGAUGCAGAAGAAUGGUGUGGUCCAUUCCUGCUCGUAGUGUGCACAUACAUACACACACACACACACACACACACAUACACACACAAACAAACGCUCGAAUGAAAAGCAUGCACAGGCACACAUACACAUUUUAUUUAGAAGAUGAGCAGUAUCUGCCGUGAUAUGAAUUUUCUUUCUUUUUGUUCUGUGAAUGAGCUUUUUUAAAAUGACUUUCAUUGCCUGGAAACCAGGGCAUUUGAUAACAUUUCUCAUUUUUGCUUUUUCUCGUUUUCUCGUUUGUUGUUGUUUUCUUUGUUUUUGUUUGUUUUUUCUUACUGGGACUACAGGUUAACAAGGCUCACAAAAAAUGUAUCGGUAAAGCAAAUGGUGGUGGUGAUGAUAGUAACAGUGAUGCAACUUAAUUCAAGACGGCUAGACUCACUUCUGCUGCAUAAAUACCGUAGAAAUGUAAAGUAGCGGCUACCCCCUCCCCCCCCACACACACACACACACACAAGAGCAGUUCUUUUUGUCUGACAGCAUGAGUAUGCAGAUCUAUAUGCACCUUUAGGAACUGUUACAUAUUUCGUGUUUGCGUUCGAUGCCAGCCUGAUGACAUGCGAAGACGUUUCGAGACAAGUCGUAUUUGACGGAGCAUAGACAUUAUUUUGCUGGUUACUCAGGAACUCUCACCCCCCGAAUCGUAGAUGGUGGUUGGCCAGAUGACGACGCUCCGGGGAGGAGGAAACUUUGAUUUUCCUACCGAUGUUCAGCCUCGGUUCAAAUGCAUAUCGGCAAGUUGUUCAUAAGUCACAUUAAGACCACAUGCACUUCCUUCGCCGUGAGAAGUAUUUUAUUAGUGCAUUUUAUGAAUAUAUCAUAUGUCUGUUUCAUACUUGAAAAAGCAGUAUAUUAUAUAUUUAACCGAAGCAUUCUGUUUUAAAGAUUGCAAAAAGUGAGUCUUUUUGAUAAUGAGCUUUGCUUGUGUUUUCUAUCAGGGAACCUACUGUUUGCUUCUCUCAGUUGUGGUGUGACUUUUAAUGUCUUCUGCCUGUGCUAUGACAGGGCUGUCAUUUGGUCUCGGUUUUUCCCGCUGUGCACUCCUUCACAGUGCCAUUGACGCUAUGAAAAAGCAUGCAUGUCAACACGAAACGCGCCUGCGGGACAUCCGAGAGGGUACAUUUUGUUUUUUUCACAUCAGUAGACUGGUGAACCUCCACCCUCUUCAUAAAUUUGACUAUCUACUGUUUGGUGGAAGGAGCGAGUCCCCUCCUCCCCUGUCGCAUCUGGUCACACUAAAGGCCUCCCCAUUGGGAUUAUCUCGUCAUUUUUCUCCUUAACUUCUAUGAAGUUGCAUUCCCUUGUGUUGUUGUUCUUGUUUUUUUUUCUCUCUCUCUCUCUUCCAUGCUUUAUGUUGUCACGAUCCAGGGGGUGUGACUCACCUGAAAUUAUCUGUGCACACCAAAACCUUGACACCUAGCGUGAAUAUUACAUAUUUAGUAGGAGAGACCUUACUCGUCAAGCAUUUAAAUAGCUUAUCACAAAAAAAACAAAACAUGAAGUACUUUAAAAAGGCAUCGCGUUAUGGCAUGUUAGCUGCAAGAUGAAUUCAUGGUAGUUGUCUUGGUUAUGAUCUCGCCAUAAUGGAUGUUCUCUGGCGAGAUUGGACAAGUUCAUCUAUUUAAGCACUGAGUCUAUUUAAGCCUCUGGAGUUAGUAGUUGACAAGUUUUCAGUUUACUUUCUCACAAUGUUUUGAUUCACGACUUGCUGUUAUCAUCACCACCAGCUGGAUUAUUUCUCUUGCUCUUUGACCACCGCGUGCAUUGUUUGUUGCUACUGCUCGGUUAGCAGCUCUCUGCCUUUUGUAAACCGUCGACAUGAUUGGCAACAUUUAAUAGAGCUGGGCUGAGACGCAAAGAGUGAGUCCUCUUGCUCAAACGGUUAAGGGACAUGGAUAGAGGUGACACUGGUGACGCUAGUCAUUUUGGUGCGACGUUCGGUCUUCGUUCGGCUCAGACAAGGUGUGUGAAAGAACUGACAAAAUUCUGUUGGACAGAUCCACAAGUACCAGUAAGUCAGCUGGACGAAGACUUGUGGAUUCGGUAAGCAUCCGUGAGCAUAUGUCUGAAGUCCCAUUCGGUCAUUUUGACCAGGCAUCGCUUCUUCCCGAUUUGUCAGAGCCUUGGAAAAUGAAUGUUUUGGGGUUUCCACUUGUUCUCGUAUUUCAGCCACACUUCGAGCCCCUUGAGGCUGCUCCUCGCUACAUUUAUUGUUUAGGUACACAACUCACUUAUACAUGAGUAUGUAUACAUACAUUAAUAUACUAAAGCACUAUUAACGUGCCACCUCUUAUUCUACUCGCUCAGCAUUUAUAUUAAAUGAUCUCUAUUUAGAAUCAGCCAUUUUUUUUUCUGUCCACUGGUUGCCAACACAGACUUUAUCCUUUCCCAGACGAAGGACUUCUCUGUGUGCAUUGAUGUGUUCUCACUUAAUCUUUUUGUGUUCAAACAAAGAAAAUGUUUUCGACUAUGCUUCCGAAGAAGAUAAAUUUCUGUAACUUUGGAAAAUUUAUGAUUUUUUUUUUGUGUGUGUGUGAUUGUAUUGUAGAAUAUGUACCCUGACCGUGGCUUCUUUUUUUUUCCCCCCUCAAAGUGUGCUGUACUGGGUGAUGGUGUCGAGGUCUUAGCUAAGUGCAGGUGGAUUCUCCGCCCUCCCGCCCCCUCAAGAGGCAAUUCCUUAAGUCUCUAAUGAAAGGUUGGCCUUAUUUCCUUUGUGAAGUCUCCUCUCUUCCCAAAAAGAGCAGGCGAUGAUUCCCGACAAAUCGAUUAACACUUAAUUGGCAUGAUUCGGAGUCGAACAGACUCUGAGACAAUACCUACCCCCCCCCCCCCCCGUGAAAAACUGCCCCUAAAAAUCACUUUGUUCAUGCAACGAUGCCAAAUCCCAAGAUUGGAAAGCAAGACUUUGUUUGAGGAAAGGUUAUUGUUGGGGUUCGUAGUUUAUAUUUGGCGAUGUCUUUUGUCUGCGGUAGCCGGGUGGAAUCACCGACCUCCGAGUCUUAGUGAGCGCCGUUCCUUUUACCUCACUUGGUUUCAUUCUUACUCUGUCUACAGCAAGACGUUCGCACACAGACUAUUGUUGUUAUGUUUUUUUUUCAUUUAGGCGUAGUCACAGGACAUUGGCCUACCUGUCAGAUUCUGCUCUGGGACCGGUAGUAAUUGACCCAAAAGAAAUACGUGGCGAGCUCAUCAAAAAGACGGGCCGGGUUUUCGACCGUACAUCCACAACAUUUGAUGGUGUUAAGCAUCGUAUUGUCUCUCACUGUAGAAAUAGCUCGACCCGCGUCACACCCCCGAUCUUACCAAAAGGGUCCCUGUAGCCACACACACAACACACACACACACACACAGACACACAUACACAGACACAUUUUCAAAGGCUUGUGGCGCAGCAGAAUUGACACAUGGCAAGUGUAUGGAAUGGUUUUCUAUUUAGUAAAUAGCGAUGAUGUUCAUUUCAAUUUCCUGUUGUUUUUUUUUUUUUUCUUCUUCUUUGUUUCUGAGUGAAACUGCCGCCUACCCCUUCUUUACAUAGCCGAUUAACCCCUCCACUCCUUUGACCACUGAACUCUGUUAGUGCUGUUUGAGACUCACAUCUUAUUCCCUGACUUUCCGGGGAAAUACGCAAAUGGCUUUUUUUAUAUUACUCCCGUGUAAAAUAUCUCUUAAAUUAAGGUACAGGUUUGAUUUCAGCAAGAAAAAAAAAAGUUUUUUAUAUGUAUAUUAUACUCCAUUAAGGAAUGACUAGAAUUACCUUCCUACAAUGUGGAUGUAGCCAUUAUUACGCCAUUUUGACUUUGUAAGAGAAUUCACUGUGUGAAAAUUGGUUUGCAUUUUUGUAUAAUACAAUCUGCUUUUUUGUUUGAUACAAGAGGGAGGUCAAACUGGAAGUUUGAAGAGGGGGAAAAAAAGAACCUGUGAAUUUGCGAAAACUAAAUUGUAAGUUAUGUGCAACAGUGAUUCUGAGCUAAGGGGGAAGGAUUAAAUGAUAUUGCUAA
Molecule: messenger RNA, 7713 nt
Organism: Lampris incognitus (smalleye Pacific opah)
Lineage: Eukaryota; Metazoa; Chordata; Actinopteri; Lampriformes; Lampridae
Gene: rc3h1b
Product: ring finger and CCCH-type domains 1b
Exons: 20
Coding region: 303-3713 (1136 amino acids)
Molecular function (GO): metal ion binding
Source: RefSeq, a predicted model, not a curated record